Porites evermanni is the source of this 326-nucleotide messenger RNA. The record is from the annotation of a GenBank genome assembly. NCBI's taxonomy places the organism in Eukaryota, Metazoa, Cnidaria, Anthozoa, Scleractinia, Poritidae.
CGCCCUUCGCUGGGAUUUUACAAGUGCAUUAGCGAGUUCCCUGCGAUUUCCCGUAAACGCAUUUGCGAAAGAAAACCUGAAGUUCUUGGUACAUUAGAAGCAGAGCGCAUCGUUGCCAAGAAUUUUGUUAAAGGGAAGCCUCAGUACAUGGUAAAAUGGUUUCACUUCUGUGCGAGUGACUGAACACUUGGGAACCGAAAGAUCAUCUGCCGCUAGACUUGGUCGAGGCCUUCGAAAACCCUGAUCCGGAUCCAGUUCGCGUAGAAGAGGCAAGAGAGAGGAUCAGUCUCGUAUUUGAGAGAGUGAUGAAAGUCCCUCUUCAAUAA